Molecule: messenger RNA, 2493 nt
Organism: Ichthyophthirius multifiliis
Lineage: Eukaryota; Ciliophora; Oligohymenophorea; Hymenostomatida
Product: leucine rich repeat protein
Exons: 2
Molecular function (GO): protein binding
Source: RefSeq, a predicted model, not a curated record
AUGGUUUCAAAAGCACUACUUCAUUCUGAUUUUUAAGAUUUAUGGAGUAUAAAUAUUUCCAAUAACCAAUUAACAGGACCUUCAGUACUUAAAAUUUCCACAAGUCUUCCAGAGACUAUUAAAAGUAUUAACAUUUCUAAUAAUCUGAUAGGUCCAACUGGCUUUUUUGGCAUAAUGCCUUUAUUAAAUUCUAAAAAAUAUAACACUUUAAGAAGUUUGAACUUAGAAAACAAUAAUCUAUCUGAUUUAGGUCUAAUGCCAAUUCUAAAAGGAAUAUACUAAAAUAUGUCCUUAUUUAUUUUAAAUAUUUCAAAUAAUAAACUAACAGACCACGUAGCCUUCGAAAUAAAAUCAUUGUUAAUGAAAAACUCGUAUUUAUAGGAAAUAUAUUUAAGAUGGAACACAUUUUCCUCUAAAGGAGGUCUAUAAAUAGCAGAAGGUUUAAAAGAAAACCUAAACCUAAGAGUUAUAGACUUAUCGCAUAAUGGUUUAGGUUCUAUCCCAUCUUUAAAAUGUAGCUUAAAGAUAAUCCAAAGCUGCAAUGUAUAAGGAUCGGGAGUUCGACAUUUAGACCUAUCUUAUAAUUAAUUUAAAGUCUCCGAGUGCUAAGAAAUGUAAUAGGCUAUAAUCCCAAACAAAACCAUAUAUGGGCUACAUAUCGAAGGCAACGAAUCACACGCUUUGGUAGAUUCUAGAGGUUUUCUACACAUUCCUGAUUCUUAUAUUUUGCAUUAAAAAAAAAGCCUAAGUUCUUAACAAUUAUACCCAAGAAAAAUCGAAAACGUAAAACUUAAAGGAUUUAAUAAAAUGCAAAAUUUUGAUUGCAAAUAAGUCGAUAAUUGUUGGAUUUGUGAUGGAUGGUUUGAGGUAAAAUUCGAAAUAAAAGACACUUCAAGUGAUCUUUUUGGGGGAGAGCCAGUUUUUUUACACUUAGAUUUUGAUAAUUAUGUACCUGUAUAUAUGGAUAGAGAUAUCGAAAAUCCCAAUAUAUUUCAAGUUUACAGAAUGUGUCCCCCCAAUAGGACUGUGAGUUUUUUUUUCACUGAUCCUUUAAAAGCCAUACCCAGACAGCCUGAAACUUACUUCAGAAUUACUAAAACAGACUAAUGGCAUCGAGGAGUAUCCCUUUUUAGAGAUUAUGUAGCUGAUUCAGCCGCUUUAGACGCUAAAUGUUUUGAAUUUGACUGGGGAGUGAGUAAAUUACCUAAAUUAUUUUCUAAAGGAGGCGAUAUUGAACUAUGUAAAUCUAUAAUGAAAGCUCUUUAUCCAUAUAUAAGGAUAGUUUAUAAAUAUUUAUCUUGUUAAGGUUUGUAAAACGAAAUAUAUUGCAUAUCGCCGAAUAUAUUCACAACAUUCAUCCAAAAAACAGGAGUAAUAGCAAGCAAUUAACAAAAUAAAGAUCUUCCUAAUUUCAUUCUCGCGGAUUCCGAUUUAUUAUUUGUGGCAUCCUCCACAGUUGCUUAGAAAAUAAAAACUUAUCGAAAACCAGACAAAGUUUUAAUCAGAAAUGAAUUUUUAGAACAACUAGGAAGAAUAUCUUAAGAGAAGUAUUUUUCGUAAAGAAAUUAAAUAGCUUAAAUGAAUAGUUAAGGCCUAAGAUUAUUCUUUAAUGAGGAAAAUUUAAUCGAUCAUUUUUUAGAAUAUGACUCGCCCUAAGAAUGGAGAGUUUCCAGAUAUUGGCUUGAACCAUGCGAUAUUGUGAUGAAAAAAUAUUUAAAUUUUAUAAAGAUUUUAUGGAAUUAAUGGGCUGAUUACAAAAAAUAAGAAAAAAAAUACUUUUCGACUACUAAAUCUAUGUCAGUAUAUGAAUUUAGAGACAUGGUUUAUAAAUAUGAACUUUUAGAUGAACGCUUAUAGGAAAGAGACAUUAUUAUUUCCUAUAAUUUAUCCAUGAUGACCUAAGUUGAUGAACUUAAUAAUGAUAGAUUUAUUAUGAUGUCUUUUGUAGAGUUUUUGGAAGCUUUGGCAAGGCUUUCUGAGAAAAAAAGCAUGAUCCCUGUAGGGGAAAGAGAAGAAGAAUAUAAUGAAGACGAAAGAUUUUAGAUAAAACUAUAGUUUAAGAUUGAAAGCCUACUUCAUUAUAUGAAAAAAAAAAACGAGUAUUUUAAUAGUAAAGAAUAUAUAAAACAGUAAUAACUACUUAUCACUAAUCCUGGGUAGUAAUAAAAUAUUAGCAAUAAUGUAUCUAAUAUGUAGAAUUCAAAUAUUUAAUAAUAUUAAAUUGUUGGAUAAAGUAAUUUAAAUACAGGAAUGGGAGAUGGGGAGAGAGUUAUUAAAGAUUUCACGGAAAUUAAUUUUAUACAAAAGAAAAUUAUGAAAUAAGAAGUUGUUUAAAAAAUGAAAAGCGAUGCAAAAGAGAAAAUCAAAGGCUUGCUUGAUAAUUUUAAAAAUGUUGAAUAAAUUUAAAAUAAAUAGGAUGGAAUAUAAAAUUAAAAUUAUAAUUAGUAGUAACAUAGUAAUUUAUUAUAAUAAUAGUAAAAUUAAGAUUAAUGA